This is a messenger RNA of Heterostelium album PN500, 111 nucleotides long. RefSeq lists its product as uncharacterized. The record is from RefSeq and is a predicted model, not a curated record. The transcript is spliced from 2 exons. NCBI's taxonomy places the organism in Eukaryota, Evosea, Eumycetozoa, Acytosteliales, Acytosteliaceae. The coding region runs from base 1 to 111 and encodes 36 amino acids.
AUGGGUACAGAUAACUGUGGAGUACUCUUUAAAAAUUUAAAAAGAGUAAUGAUUAUUGAUAACAACACUGAAAAUCGAGUUAAUAUAAUUGGUGUAAAGGGGGCAUACUAA